GUAGAAUGUACAGGGCAGUAGUUUUCCUCCUUUUAAGUUGCUUUGCCGAGGAAACAUGAACGGCCGCUAAUUGGCAGCUGCGGACGACCGGCCAUCCUGCCCUAUCUCACCCGGCGGACUCAGCAGAGAACCACACUGGGUUACUAUAUUAGCUCUGAGUCUCUGGAAUAAGGUGGGCAAGUGCCGAAGUCGCGCAACCAAGACAAGACAGGAUGAGAGAGGGAGGCCACGGCAGAGGAGGAAAAUAGAGAGACUAGAAAGGAGGGGGAAGAAGAAGAAGAUAAAAUCGAGGCAGAGCAACACAGGAACGCCAAACAGAAUCUCUGGGAUAAAUAAAUAAAAAGACUUGUUUGGAGGAAAAGGCGAGCUAGAUGAAAAAAUGAAGCCGAUAAAAAAGCAGGGCCGACGCUCUCCUCCCUCCACCCGGGCCAAAGGGGGGAAGCGUCGCGGAGCGGGGGAUGCCCUGGAAGGAGGGGAGAAGAGAGACUCAGACGAAAGCAGAGACAGAAGCAGAUCCCCACAAAACCGAAAACCCUCCUCUUCAUUUUCUUCUAAUUCACAUUCAGAGUCCAUACAGACAGAUCUACUGAAAGCGCGGGACACUUCAGAGGGGGAGGGGCUUCACAGAGAAGGACUGUCAGAAACAACAGUGUCGCUUGUGAUGGAUUCUGGGAAGUUUUUGACAUCUUCAGAUGACAGAUCAGGGAGGUCAGCUGUGAGCAUUGACAGUGGUGGUAGCAGUGGUAGUAACAGCAGUACGCCCAGCGCCAACAACAGCCCAAACCCCGCCUCCAGCCGAAAAACUGCCACAUUCAAGGCCCGUGUUCCGAAGAAGAAGUACACUUCUGAACACUGCUUGUCUGCAACUGGUAACCAUAGCAACCCUUCCUCAAGCACGCCUCCUCCACUUUCUCUUAGUGGUGGUGUCAUCAACCACGGGUCAACAGGUUUAGGAAGCGACAUCUGUGUCUCGCACUCUGAUGGCAACAGUCAGAGUCGGAGCCUGAUGGAGGACUUCCACAGCAGGAGUCAGUGCAGCUCCCCAGGACCCCCUACCCUGACGCUGGGAGGGGACAGGGAUAGACCACCAGGAUGUGAAGUGAUGAGGGAUGUAGAGCGAGUGUUGCCUAGCCCCUUGCCCCGCUGCUCCUCUACGGACACCGCAAGCGAGCACUCAGCUGACCUAGAGGUUGUCGGCGAGUCACACGCCCCCACGCAGAUGUCUUCACAUGUGCCACCCAGUCUCCCUGAUGCUUUGUCUGAUGCCCUGGCCAAAGGGCUGAAGAAUCAGCGUAUCCUUGCCCGCCAGCUCAGGAGAAGAGAGGAUGAGAAUGGAGGAGGUGAAAGGAGGGAUGAAGGGUUUUCAGAUCUGGUGUUCCGGGCUGGAGUCGUCCGUAAGGUCAGCGGUGAAUUUGGAAGCCUGGAGGUGCAGCUGAAUGGUGAGAAGACACUGUGCCGUUAUCCCUAUCGACAUGACAGCCCCCCAGGGGUGGUAGACAUUAUACUAGAUGCCCCGCCCCCUGGUGUACAUCCAAUAGCUAUUGGCACCCGUGUAUGCGUUCCUUUUGGCAACGAGGAGGGCACCGAGGGCCAGUGGCAGUGGUACAGGGAAGGUGUGGUGACCCAGGUGGACACACACCCUGCUGUUGCCAACCGCUACCGUGUCCUGCUGUCUGAGGAAAGAGCUGACUCACUGGACGAGGAAGAAGAUGGCAGAGGGACAACUGUGGGCACCCAGGCAGUGUGGGUGUCCCGACAAACACUCAGGCUCCUGGUGCCACCUUGGGACCUGGAUCUGCCUCCUGGAGGAGGACAAGAUGGAGAAGAGGAGGUCGGGGGCGAGGAAAGGGAGCGGGAGGACAGGGAGGAGAUAGAUGUGGAGCAGGAGGUGUGUCGUUUGAGCCGGGGAAUGACACCCAGCAAGGGGAGAGGAAUCCCCUACCCUGGCACCGUCCCGGCUUCCUCCACGCCAGGCCACAACGUCACCACCCCAGUGACCCCGGUGUCCGUGCUCAGCCUGGCCCCAAGCAGAGAGUGGGAAAUAGAGAAAGACUUAGAAAGGGAGAGGGAACUCCAGAGAAAACAGGAAAGAGAGAGGGAAAGAGAGCGAGAAAGGGAGAACUCUGCAAUGCAGCAGCGCCAACAGCAGCAGCAACACCACCCGUACAUGCCUCUCACCCCUGAAGAAGACAUGGAGGUGUCCCACUUUAACAUGCUCCCAAUGGGGGCGAUCAUACCUGGGGCCAAACCAAUGGCACUCCCCCAACACCGCCACAUCGUCUCUAAGCCCCCGCCUGGCUACCUCAACCCCCACCUGUCUGUGGUGCGGGGUAUUGGGAUCCCUCCUUCCCACCUGGCCUUGAACCCCCAUCCCCCUCCAUCACCUGUCCUCAUAGGCCUUGACCCAACAACUGCAGCAGUCCUUAACACCCCUCAGCUCCCUCCUCUCCCUCCCAUGUCCUCUUCCAACGCAUCCUCGAGAGUCGAGAAGGCCUCAGGAGGAGGUUCUUCCGGUGGAGGAGCAGGUGGUGGAUCCGGAUCGGGUUCAACCUCCUCCUCUUCCUCACGUUCCCGCACCCCUCUGACAGCUGCCCAGCAAAAGUACAAGAAGGGAGAUGUGGUGUGCACGCCAACGGGCAUCCGUAAGAAGUUCAACGGGAAGCAAUGGAGGAGGCUGUGCUCCAGGGAGGGCUGCUCCAAAGAGUCUCAGCGCCGGGGGUACUGCUCCCGACACCUCUCCAUGAGGACCAAGGAGAUGGAGGCCAGUGGAGGUGGCCGGGAACGGGGCGGAGCCAGCAGCACAGGGACCCUGACGCCGUCUGACCUCCGAAUGAGUGGUGGGAGAGCUAGCUCAGAGUUCGACUGGGAUGAGACGUCACGUGAGAGCAGCGAGGCAAGCAGCCGCGGGGGAGACUCCCGCCCACGCCUGGUCCUUCCCUCACUGCUCCCCCAGGACCUUUCUCGAUUUGACUUUGACGAGUGUGAGGCUGCAACCAUGCUGGUCUCUCUGGGGGGCUCCCGCUCAGGUACGCCCUCAUACUCCCCUAUCUCCAACCAGUCACCCUUCUCCCCUACCCCAUCACCCUCACCCUCUCCGCUCUUCGGCUUCCGGCCUGCUAAUUUCAGCCCCAUCACGGCUCCUGCCUCACUUACUCCACGCCGCCACCGCCAUCUUAGUGGCACUAAAAUGGGCACCCCAGGUGCUGAGCGAGAGCGCCACCUGUCGGGGAUCAUGCCCACAUUUCAGACCAAUCUCACUUUCACAGUACCCAUGAGCCCCAGCAAGAGGAAGCUCGACAACCACCCGCCCCCCCCGCUGCCUGUUAUCCAGGACUACCAGACCAAACCUGAGCAACACCAGCUGUUAGGGGGAGUUAUGGUGGGAGACCCAACCCUAGGACACAGCCCUGCAGCCUUCAGAGUCCUCUCCCCCCAGAGUCAGCCCACGACCCCUUCCUCACUUUCUUUCCCCCGGCCUCGUAGCGCCACCAGCAGGCCACCGUCCUCCGCUGCCUCCACGCCUCCACCCAUGCUUGUCUCUCCCACUCCUCCCUCACCACUGCCCCAGGAACCGUCCCCACGCCGAAUCGUACCCCUCCGUGAUUCCCCAGUCAUUGUUCGAAACCCUGAUGUCCCCUUGGCCAAGUUUUCGGAUGGACCGUUAGGGAGGAGGGAGAGGAGCAGGUCCAGAGAGCACAGUCAGCCCCAACACACAGCUACACCCGGCCUGCAGGUCCCCGUCCCCAUCAACGGGGCCACCACCAACGGGGCAGUUCUGCUGGGAAACCCCACAUCCACACUGGUCCUGGUCACCUCCAGCUCGUCUCUGACUCCAGCCUCAGUGGGCCACGCUGCCCUGUCCAGCCCCUCCACCAUGCCCACCUCAUCGGGCUCCAUCCUGUCCUCCUCUGGCUCUGGAGGUCGGGAGCGGGAGAGGAAACCUGAGGGACACCAGGAUGCCUCUGAGUGGGGGCUGCCGCAGCCAGUAGCCUGCCACCCCACUCCAACGGCCCUGCUGCCGCUCAUACUGCCAGCUGAUUCUCCUCACCCGGCUCCACGCAAGCAAAUCAUCAUGGGACGGCCCGGCACUGUUUGGACCAACGUGGAGCCUCGCUCUGUGCCAGUGUUCCCUUGGCAUUCACUCGUCCCUUUCCUGGAGCCCAGCCAAUCAGCAGAGGCUGCUCAGCCUGCUGAUGGCCAGCAGCUUGUCAAUCAGGGCAAAGAGCCUCGUUGCGGUGUGGCCCCGGUGAGUGUCGAGCGGACCGGCCCUCCAGACUUAGAGAGGGGAUCAACAUCCUGCCCUCCCCCGACCAAUGAGAAUCCUGCUACAGAGAGGGGCGGGGCUGACAGCGAGACGGAGAGCGAUACUGAUGACCCGUUUUCCCCGGGUGUGGCCAACGAUGCAACGCCCUCCUCUGGCCCCAUGAAGAGACGCACACAGUCCCUCAGCGCCCUGCCCAAGGAUUUAGACAGGAAGAGGGAGAAGGACCACAUCCGCCGACCCAUGAACGCAUUCAUGAUCUUCAGUAAACGCCACCGGGCCCUGGUGCACCAGCGGCAUCCCAACCAAGACAACCGCACCGUCAGCAAGAUCCUGGGGGAGUGGUGGUACGCUCUGGGGCCCAACGAGAAGCAGCAGUACCACGAUCUGGCUUUCCAGGUGAAAGAGGCCCACUUCAGAGCCCACCCAGACUGGAAGUGGUGCAACAAGGACCGCAGGAAGUCGCUGUCAGAGGGCCGUGGGACCCCAAAGGAGUCACGAGAGAGGAGCAUGUCAGAGAGCAUUGAUCCCCACCCAGACUCUCAGGUGCUGGAGGGGAAGGUGGGAGGCUCGGGCUGGCCAGGGGGAUCAGAGCGUCGAGUGGGAAUGUUCGGGGGGCAGCACCCCCGUCCCAGAGCCUUUUCCCAAAGUGCCGUGCACACCCUGGAGCAGAAGGAGAGAGAGAGCGAGCUGGAGAAGGACGGUGCAAGUUCUUUUCGCCACCGGCCCCUCCCUCAGUCCAUGUACCACGGCGAGGACGUGCCCAGCGACGAUGAGCGUAUGGUUAUCUGUGAGGAAGAAGGAGACGAUGAUGUCAUGGAUGACUCCUGUCCUGAAGGCUCCAUUGAUCUCAAGUGUAAAGAGAGAGUGACGGACAGCGAUGAAGACGAGCCGGACGGACAGCAUAACUUCCAGCCUCUUGCUCGCUCCUCUCUCCCUUCUUCCUCUCCCCCCAUCCUAACCUCCGCCUCAUCAAAAGAGAAUGGAGAAGCAGGAACAGGUGGUGAAGAGGAGAGGAACAGAAAGAGAGGUGCAGACGGAGGAGAGGAGGGGAGCGAGGGAAGAGUCAAGAGAGAAGAAACAUCAGCUGGAGAAAGAGGUGGUGUCUCCUCUCUGUCCAUAGCAGACCCAACAUCCAGCCCCCAGGCUCCCCUCGCUUUGGCCCAUCAGGGUGUGACCCAGGUCCUGGGCGCCGUCCGUGUGGCUCCCCCGACGGUUACCGACGUGGUACGACCCAUCACCAGCACGCCCAUCCCCAUCGCCAGCAAGCCGGUGGAAGGAGCCGCCACCCUCAGCUCCAUGCCUCAGGACAAGAAAGCCACUCUCCUGAUUAGAGGAGGAGGACUGCAGCAGCUGCCAAUCACCACAGGGGGUGGGUACCUGUCCUCAUCCCCCGGUCCACUCAGUGUCACUCCUAUGGGGGGCCUGGUCACUAGCCUAGUUCUGGGAGGGUCCUUUCCCGUCGCCCAGCCAGUUAAGCUUCUCGCCACUCAGCAGCCGCACGCACAAACCCCCCUCCCCGUCCUGCAGCCCCAUCUCCACCCCUCUGCCGCCACCUCCUCCCUGACAUCCCCCGCCGUCCCCAAGCCGGUAGCGCAGAUCCAGUACAUCCUGCCUACCGAGACCCCCUCCCACCCUCAACUCACCCACCAGCAAAUCCUCUCUCUGCCCACCAAUGCCCCCUUGGCCAAUGGCAUGCACUCAGGGGCGGGACUCAGAGUUGCAUCAGUCAGCCCUGGAAUCAGAGUUCAAACCCAGUCCCCGGUUAUGCCGAGCAAGAUGUUGGUUCCCAUGGCAACAGCGAGAUCAGGGUCUACUCCUCCUCAUCCCUCCAUUUCCCUGGUCGCUCCGCCUCUUCCUGUGCAGAACGGCGCCGUGACAGGAAACAAGAUCAUCCAGAUCGCUCCCAUGCCUGUGGUACAGACCAGCGUUCACCCUAGCUGCGCAGCAGCUGUGCACUCAGGGAGCCCUUUUCCUGUUUCCGUGGCGACGGUGAUGGCUCCUGGUGCAGCGCCCCCACAGACGGUGCUUCUGACCUCUCCACCCACCAGGAUCACAUAUGUCCAGUCAGGCCCAGGAGUUACCCCGGCAACAUCCCAACAGGCCACUCCCCCUCAUGGCUCUGCGUAUCUCCAAUCAUCCCUGGCGACCCUGGGCUUCGCCACUAUCGCCCCGGUCGGGCAAACCCUAGUUCAGCCGCCACUGUUAGCUCCAGCCCCACCCCUCAGCUGUCAAUCACAGACCCCUCCAGCUCAGGCCUCUGCAACUGCUGGUCGUCAGGUACUAACUGCCAUCUACCCUGCACCCUCCGGGGCUCUGCCUGCCGGUGUGGUCUCUGUAGCCCCCGGGCUGCCUGCAGUAGCCGCCCCGGGCCAGGACGUGAUGAACCCUUCCUCCCCUUUAGAGACGGGGUUGCAGGGUUCAGGGGUGGCGAGCCUUCAGCCCUACGGGGCAGAGGAGGUCAAGGUGAAGGUGGAGGUGAAGAGGGAGAACCUGCUGGAUGGUCUGCCUGAAGAUGGAGGACAGGAGUUCUCAAGCUCAGCAGCCAGCUCCUUUUUGGCUAUUAAUGAAACAACAGUUAAAAAAGAGGAGGACUUCGGUCUGUACAUCAAAGAAGAGAACCUCAGAGAGGAACACAGCAUGGGCGACAGCAGCAAAGAGGCUGGACCUCGCACCCCUCCUCCUCCACCCCCAGGUUUGGACCCCCCUCCCCCUCCCCCUGCGGAAAGAGAGUCCCCCUCUUCCUCAAAGAAGACCAAGUUCAGACCCCCGCCGCUCAAAAAGACACCUGACUCCCACGAAAAGGUCUUGUCGGAGACGUACUUCGAGGAGCGUUUUGCUGAGCUUCCAGAGUUUAACCCAGAGGAAGUCCUUCCCUCACCCACUCUGCAGAGCCUGGCCACCUCACCGAGAGCCAUCCUGGGGAGCUACCGCAGGAAGAGACGCAACUCCACCGAUCUGGAGGUGACAGCAGAAGAGCCCAGCUCCCCGAGGAGGAAGACCCGCUGUCUCUCCAGCUGCAGCUCGGAGCCCAACACCCCCAAGAGCGCCGCCAAGUGUGAGGGAGAAAUCUUCACCUUUGACAGAGCAGGUACAGAAGGAGAGGAUCUGCUUGGAGAUCUGGACCGGGUCCCCUACUCGUCCCUGCGCAGAACUCUGGAUCAGCGCCGGGCCCUGGUCAUGCAGCUGUUUCAGGAACAUGGCUUCUUUCCCUCAGCUCAGGCCACAGCUGCCUUCCAGGCACGUUACUCAGACACCUUCCCCUCCAAGGUGUGUCUGCAGCUGAAGAUCCGUGAAGUCCGUCAGAAGAUCAUGCAGACAGCCACGCCCGGGACCCUGGAGCCCGGAGUGUUAGCGGGGUUAGCUGAAGUGAGCCCCACCCCAACCCACAGCUCCUCUUUCAAUCAAUCAGUGCGGGAGGAGGGAGGUGCGGAGCAGCAGGGAGACAAAGGCCGGAAUCCCGAGGAGCCGAAAAGCGAAGGAUCGUAAAGCGGUAGAGGAUGACAAAGUUGAAAAAUCCAGGAGAAGAGAGAGGAGUGUGUCAUCCCCGCAGAAUGUUCUUGUAUGUGUUGAGUACUGUGAAUGGCUCCAGCGGGAUCCGUUCUUCUGGCACUAAUCUCCACCAGACCUGGGCAGAAAUACAUUUUACUAUGGUCACACAUAUUCAAACUACUCGAGGUGCGCUUGAUUAGACUUUUUUAUGAUUUUUAAAAGCCUAAAAAGGGGACAAAUCAUUUGCAAGUCCUGACAAGUCAUAGGCUUCUUGUAGUUUCCUUUUUUCCCCCUAAGUAUCCAGAAUAUGUUCAGUUUGCCCAGGUCUGCUCUCAGCACAUUUGUACAGUAGUUUUUAGUAUGAAACACACACAAACACUGGUGCAUAUGUAAUCUCCAGCAUGCACAUGAUCCUACAUACACACACAUGCACACACACCCUUACCAAAUCAGACUGUUACUCUUGGUCGGCAGUCCCCAGGAGCAGCCACCAAGGACCAUGACACAAAAAGGCACUUAUUGUGCAGAUGCAGUUUGCUGUUGCCAGACAGCCAGCCAGCCCUCAGAUGCCAUUGACCUCCUUCUCGCCCUUCCACUCCUCAGCACAGUGGUUGGGACGCAAACACAACCCCAAUGACCUCCACUGAUAUUCCACAGCCCCUCAAUGCUGCAAGACAGACAGCACACACACACACACACACACACACACACACACACACACAUACAGUACACAUACACACACACGCAGUGCAUGGACACAUCUGUGCAGUGUGAGCACUCGUACACGAAAUCGUCAACCCUGGUCUGACCAAGCCAUUGGCCUGCACAGUUUUUUGUGAUUGUAGUGAGAAGAGAAACUGACAGCAUGAAAUCUUUUCGCUCCUGGAAAACAGAGAGACGGCGGGAGUGCGAUGUAGUAUGACCAAUCUUUGCACCUUCAGUUAUUGCCAUUAUGAAAGACACAGUCCUCAUUGGCAGGAGCUGAUUAUAUAUAUUUGUCUGUAUGUCUGUUGGGGUUCCUGUCCCCAAAAGCCUGUGUGAACAGGCACCGUAAAGAGAUUAUGUAAAGACUAUUGGUUGUGAGGCUUUGAAGAAUCCACGUUAAGUUCGACCGGCUCCCGACAGAGUGCAGAGAAAAAGACAGAAGAUGAAGAAGAACCUGGAGGAUGCUCAUUGGACGGAAGAUUCAUAUUCCACCUUUAGGAAGACUGAUAUUAAUAGUGAAUAAGGACAUGACAAGCUUUCCAAAAGAGAGAAAAAAGUAGAAAUUUAACCAAACUUCUCUGAAUCUCCCAGUGGAUAUAAUGUUGCUUUCUCUUGUUAUCGUUGCCGUGGAAAUAACCAGUUUUACCGUGGCCUGUUUUUCUCUUGUGGCUCUAUUGUGUUUCUUCUCCGGCAUAAAAAAAAUCACAACAAAAAAAGAAAAACUCUGGACAAAGACAGGGGACAUAAUCAGUCUGCGCCCCCACCAUUUUUAAUUGUACCUGGGGCGGUUCUCACCCCCCCCCCUUUCCCCAUAUCUCUCCUCUUCAAUUUCUCACCAGAGAUAGAAGUGGGGGAGCAGGGGGCAUUUGUCGUUUUGUAAAAACGUUGAAAUCAGGUGUUUGCACAAUUCGUGUGGCCCUUCUCGCCGCAAGUUAAAUCAGGAAAGUAUUGUUUUUAGAGAUUGUUUUAGAAGUUGAAAUAAUAACCUUGUUCCGUAUGUUAUCCACCACCUUAUUCCUCCUUACUCCCCUCCUCUCCUCCCCACUUUACCUCCCUUGACCCCUCAAGUGUUGUUAGAAAGUGCCCUUAAGCACUGGUCCCGGGUCAAGCGCUAUGUAGCUCAGGAUGGUUCUGGUUAGGGUUAGUUCAGGGAAAGCAGAUCCUAGACCAGCCCUGGAGGGCAGUCUCUGGAGCACUCCCCUCUUCCCUCUCUUCUCGACACUUUAUCCUUUCCCGUCAAAUGGUGCAAUAGGACAUUUAUUUUUUUGGAAAUGGGUGGGUUAUUUUGUUUUCAGGGGAAAGGCUCUGUGCCAUAGAUAUUAAAUCCAGUGCAGUCAGUCAGUGAGAGGAAUGAGCUGUUGUGAUACUGUCUUUAACUAUGGUAUAAAACAAAAAAAGAAUCACGCAAUUAUUGUUAUUGUCAAAGAGAUAGAGAGUAUAACUUACUAAAAGUCAAAGACAAUUUUUGAAUAGCACUUUUUGGCUCUUUGCUUCCUCGGUGAAGAGUGGGGGUAGUUAUUAUCAUGGUAUCUCUUUUAUUUCUCUGUAUACAGUUGGAUGUGUGAAAAAAUAUAUAUACCGGUAUUUCCAUAUAUGUGCAUUUAGGUCUGUGUGUGUGUGUGUGUGUGUGUGUGUGUGUGUGUGUGUGUGUGUGUGUGUGUGUGUGUGUGUGUGUGUGUGUGUGUGUGUGUGUGUGUGUGUGUGUGUGUGUGUGUGUGUGUGUGUUUUGGCACAUGCGGGUAGUGUGUUAACACAACCGACCUCUUGUUCUUUCUCCACACUGCAAGAUCAUCAAAAGUAUAUUUUUCAUUGUAUUCUUCAUUAUAUAUUCUACAAUAGAUACAGUAUUUUUAUAGUCACCAUGACUAUUUUGUCCACCAUCUUGACUGUUAUCAAACCCAGUUGAUUCAGGAUAUAUAUAAAAUAUAUAUUCAGGAUACUAUAAAUAAAUAUAUACACACAGGUAAUAGAGGACUAUCAAUUUGGGGGUUAGGGCUUUAAAGUGUCCAUCUGCAUGCAUGUGAAAUCCCAUGCACACAUGCACACACCCACCAAGACAUAUGUGCAUACACACACAUGUAUGUGUGUACACUGUAUGAUUGUGCUUAAAAAUGAGCUGUCCUUACUUUGGAGAAGGAAUUUUAGGAUGAGCGAUGUGAGUGUUAUCUCAAGCAGGCAUGUUGACCAUGUGCAAUAUUUCUAAACAACAACAAAAAACUAAAUAUUGAAAAUAUUAAAGUUCUAACACAA
Eleginops maclovinus (Patagonian blennie) is the source of this 10708-nucleotide messenger RNA. RefSeq names its product capicua transcriptional repressor a (gene cica). The transcript has 22 exons. Gene Ontology annotation, cellular component: nucleus. Lineage: Eukaryota; Metazoa; Chordata; Actinopteri; Perciformes; Eleginopidae. Bases 380 to 7750 code for a protein of 2456 amino acids. The record is from RefSeq and is a predicted model, not a curated record. Gene Ontology annotation, molecular function: RNA polymerase II transcription regulatory region sequence-specific DNA binding; DNA-binding transcription factor activity, RNA polymerase II-specific. Gene Ontology annotation, biological process: regulation of transcription by RNA polymerase II.